Dreissena polymorpha is the source of this 2271-nucleotide messenger RNA. RefSeq lists its product as uncharacterized. Gene Ontology annotation, molecular function: protein binding. Bases 1057 to 2229 code for a protein of 390 amino acids. The record is from RefSeq and is a predicted model, not a curated record. Lineage: Eukaryota; Metazoa; Mollusca; Bivalvia; Myida; Dreissenidae. The transcript has 11 exons.
UUCCUUGUAAACCUUGCCAGCUGAUAUUUAAACUAUGUCACACAGUUUUAUUUGUGCUUGUUUCAAAUAUAAAGAACAAACACAUCUGACCAGAAAUGAGGAUAUAUUUAAUAUGGAUAUGCGUUAUUUGGGAUGGCCCAAAUGAAACAAAUGCACAGAAUACUACACUGUCAUUGCCAUCGGCAUUUCUAGGCUUUCAACUAUCAAUGUCGUGUGAGUUCACAGAAGCCACUCUAGGUUUCACAUGGGUCAGGAGUUCAAACAGUACCGCGUUUUUCACGUCAGUUGGAUCUAUAUAUAACGUGUUUAGUGGUUCGCAAUGUGUGCCGCCUGACCCUGAAUUAGCGCCGAACCCUUCUCUAUACAGCUUCAGCUGUCCCAGCACAUCUAGACAAACAUUGACAAUAAAGAAUGUGACCUUGGGUAACCAUGGCGAAAGAUGGCAAUGUGGAGCAUUCCCACUGAGCGGAGGAAGGUCUUACAGCAAUUAUGUCAUUUUAAGUAUUCUAGUCCAUAUCAGCAAAUUAGAAAUGUCACCAAACGUUGAUCCAGUCUCAUUGAUUGUCAAUCAGUCGGCGCAGUUUACAUGCACCAGUGACUUCGGUAGACCUACUCCAUUCGUUUACUGGUUUAUUGACGAUAAAACAAAUAAGGAGUCCAUUAUCAACAUCACUACUUUAUCCGUAAUAACCACACUGAGUGAGAACGCUACUAUCAGCACACUGGCUUUCAUGCCUUCGAAAACUUACCAUAACAUGCGUUUAUACUGCUCUGGAAACAACGGUGGACCAACAGUCAGUUCUUCAUUGAAACCAUUAUUGAAUAUUUUAUUUGGACCUACACAACAUGAAUUCAACUACAAUGGUUCAAUGGUUGCUGGAUCUUUGGCUGUCUUAUCUGGAAUGUCCUUCCUCCUUACAUGCAAGAGUAGCGGUAAUCCUCCGCCGGCUUUUACAUGGACAUAUCCUGGAGGUACAGCAACAGGUGAAAAUCUUGUGAUAUCAAGAAAGGGGUCUACAACACGACGGUAACUACACGUGCAGUUCUCGCAAUACUAUGACGCCUUCGAUUGGUUCCAUUAGAUCUGAAACGACAUAUUCUUCGAUAUCUGUACAAGUGAAUGUUCCAAUUACACACGUUGAAAUGGCGUAUCCAACAUCAAACAUGGUGUUCAUCGAAGAUAAUGACUCCACCACACUAGAAUGUAAAACAUCACCAGGAAAACCUGUCGCCAUCAUAAAGUGGUACAAAGACAAUAGAACACCAGAGAAUAACAAAGAUGAUGUAGAAAUGUCGUCUUCAAGUGUACAAUCGCUUCCAGACGGAGUCAUUAAAAGUGUCCUUAAUUACACAGCCACACGCGGUGAUGGCGACAUGAGAAUAUAUUGCACGGGGAACAACAUCGGGCAAACUCUUACGUCAAACAGACAUGCUAAACUUAUAAUCGCCUCUUCUCCUGACGUGCCGUCAUCUGUUGCGGUCACCAAAGUUGCAUCAACGUCUGUAAGGGUUUCCCUCCGCUACCUGUCUACAGGACAUAUGCUUCAAUGGUUUAUUAUUGAAGUAAACAAAGAAGACAGUGAAUGGAUUAAACAAUCUGUGUUAGCUGCAUUUUUCAAUCUUAGCUCCUCUGAUGUUUACUUCGAAUUGACAAUGUUGGAACAGUCAACACAGUAUAGUAUACGAGUUUACGCAGAAAACAUCUUAGGUCAAAGUGGACCUUCAGAUAUCGUAUCAUUUAAAACAUUGGCUACAGAAGCUUCGGAUUCACCCAAUACGUCUCCCCAGUCAUUUAGCGUGGGUGCAAUAAGCGGAGGUGUUGUCGGAGGUGUUAUAUUAGGAUUCUUUCUCGGAAUCCUAGGAUCGUGGAUUAUCAUGAAUCGAAGAACUAACUCCCAAGGAGGUAACCAACCUGGGCCCAAAAUCACGUCAGACAAUUUAUCAGGAAGUGAUGAUGCCCAUUCGUCAAGACCACCACAUCCUGCGGACAGAAUUCAACGUGUAACUUACUCUCAAAAUUCACACGAUAAUGAACACCUUCGAAGAGUUCAUGCUUCAACUGUUAAAGCAUACGAGAACGCGGAUAUAAGUGAGGAAAACGAAAGAAAGACAAAAGCGAAUACAGAAAUGCGCCUCAGGGAAUCGACGCCGCAUGCAAUGUAUGAAUCUAUUGCGGUCGACAAUCGAGGAAAUCAAGAAUUCGAAAUGAUAAAGACGUCAGGAAUAUAACUCAUAAUUAGACCGUUUAAUCUAAUUUCGUGAAUACUACAC